AUGAGUAGUGAAUCUCAAAUUUCAACAAUCGUCAAUGAGAUAUUGUUCUAUAUAUUGUUAAUUUUUAAUGAAACAAUAUUCAUUCAGAGAGUCGAAGCAAUUGAAGAAGCUUUUAGUUGUGUCUUGGUUCAUAAUCUUGGCAAUGAAACGGAAAAAAUAAAAAAAUGGCAAGGAGAACUGCGUUCCGUAAUGCUCAAAUUACCAGUAGAUCAACAAGAGCUUGCAGUUAAACAAUUUUUAACUUUGGCUGCUGGGAUGACCAACCAUAAACGCUUGCAACUUUUACUUGGUCUUCUAGAGAAUUUAGUAGUCAAUACCGUUUUACCGGCAAGAAUGGUAUGUGAAUCAAUUUUAAGCUGCGAUAAAUUAGUAUAUGAACUUCAAGACUUUUGGGUUGAAUGUUUCAUUUUAAUAAAGAAAAUAAUCGGUGGAGUAGACUACAAAGGUGUACGAGAGGUAAUGAAGGGUUGUAUAGAGAAAGCUCAGACUAUUCCAGCAAAAUUAAAUGCUUCAGUACAGCCUCAAUUAAAAAGUCUGGAACAUGUAUUUGAAAAUAUAUUUGAUAGGAAUGCUUGUCUUCUUCCAAGCUAUUUCAUUGUUACGGAGAUUCAAAAAGUAUAUCCAGAUAAUAAAAAUUGGCCUCAUUGGAAAUUAGCAAAACUUAUUUCAAGCUUUGUAGAAAGUUUUCGACCUGUAGCUCAAAUGGUAUCAAUAAUCGGACAUUCAAAAAUGCGUCCAGUUGUUGAACAUACAGGAUAUGCUGACCAUCUAAUAAAUCCCUGGUUAUUAGAUCCAUCAUCACUAAAGUUUUCUUUAAAAGGAAAUCUUCCUUAUGACGCUGAAUUGCUUAAACCACAAACAGACUUACUUCGUUAUGUUCUGGAGCAGCCAUAUAGCCGUGACAUGGUUUGUUCAAUGCUUGGACUUCAGAAGCAACAUAAACAACGCUGUAUAGCAUUAGAAGAACAAUUGGUGGAACUUGUUAUUCUUGCAAUGGAAAGAUCGGAAAAUGAUACACCUCAACCAUCUGAAGGAAUAGAUGGAACUGUAGCGAAUCAUUGGGUAUGGUUACACCUUUCAUCACAAUUAAUUUACUUUAUUCUCUUCCAAUUUGCUUGCUUUCCAAGUAUAGUAAUGGCGAUUCAUGAAAAACUUGCUGCAAGAGAUUUACGGAAAGGCCGAGAUCAUUUGAUGUGGGUAUUGCUUCAAUUCAUUUCUGGAAGUAUUCAACGAAAUCCUUUGGCUAAUUUUUUACCAGUAUUGAAACUUUACGAUCUUUUAUACCCAGAAAAAGAGCCUUUGCCUGUACCUGAUUUCAAUCAAGCUCUUUGUACACAUCAAAUGGCUAUGACGUGCAUAUGGAUUCACUUGCUAAAGAAGGCACAAUCAGAGCAUGCUAAUAUUCAUAGACCGAUCCCUACUGCAUUGAAAAACCAUCACGAAUUUCUUCAACAUUUGGUAAUGCCUAACUCUUCACUUUGUAUGGGGCCAGAUUAUCGAAUCGCACUUCUUUGUAAUGCUUAUUCUACUUAUCAAGAAUACUUUAGCAGACCUAUGGCUACACUUGUUGACACAGUAUUAGGCACUCAAAAAAGUCAACCGCAACAACCUUUGCCUACGAAUAUACAAAAUAAUGCAGCUUUGGCUACAGGACCAAUUACUCCCUUAUCGAUGUCUAUUUUAGACUCUCUUACAGUACAUUCUAAAAUGAGUCUCAUUCAUAGUAUUGUGACUCAUGUUAUAAAGCUAGCACAGUCAAAAAGUAACUUACCAUUAGCACCUGCUCUUGUAGAAACUUACAGUAGACUUUUAGUUUACACGGAGAUAGAAAGUCUUGGUAUAAAAGGGUUUAUCAGUCAAUUAUUACCACAAGUAUUUAAAUCUCAUGCUUGGGGGACUUUGUAUACACUUUUAGAAAUGUUCAGUUACAGAAUGCAUCAUAUUCAACCUCAUUACCGAGUUCAAAUACUUUCUCAUCUUCACAGUUUAGCUGCAGUACCUCAGACAAAUCAAACUCAAUUGCAUUUAUGCGUUGAAAGUACUGCUUUAAGGAUGAUUACAGGUUUAGGAUCAUCUGAAGUUCAACCACAAUUGUCUAGAUUUUUAUCUGAACCAAAAACUUUGGUGUCAUCUGAAUCUGAAGAACUUAAUCGUGCUUUAGUGCUUACUCUCGCCAGAUCAAUGCAUAUUACCAGUACUGGUGCAGAUUCUUUAAGUGGAACGUGGUGUAAAGAGUUACUAAAUACUAUAAUGCAAAAUACUCCUCAUUCAUGGGCAAAUCAUACGCUUCAAUGUUUUCCUCCUGUGUUGAGUGAAUUUUUUCAACAAAAUAGUGUUCCUUGGGAAAAUAAACAACAGAUUAAAAAAGCAGUUGAAGAGGAAUAUAGGAAUUGGGCGUCUAUGAGCAAUGAGAAUGACAUAAUAGCUCAUUUUUCUGUUCCAGGUACUCCACCAUUGUUUCUGUGUUUGUUAUGGAAAAUGAUUCUUGAAACAGAUAGAAUCAGUCCGAUUGCUUAUAAAAUUUUAGAGAGAAUUGGCGCAAGAGCAUUGUCUGCUCACUUAAGAAAAUUUUGUGACUAUUUGGUGUUUGAAUUUGCAAAUAGUGUAGGAGGAGGACAGCAUGUCAACAAAUGUGUUGAUACAAUUAAUCAUAUGAUUUGGAAAUAUAACAUUGUAACUAUUGAUAGACUGGUAUUAUGUUUAGCCCUAAGAACUCAAGAGGGUAACGAAGCACAAGUUUGUUUUUUCAUUAUUCAAUUACUUCUACUGAAAGCAGCUGAAUUUCGUAAUCGAGUUCAAGAAUUUGUCAAAGAAAAUUCACCAGAACAUUGGAAGCAGUCUAAUUGGCAUGAUAAACAUUUAGCAUUUCAUCGAAAAUUCCCAGAGACGUUUGCACCAGAAGGAAUUAUGGAUCAAACGAGUGGUGGACCAAGUCAAUAUCAGAGUUUACCUGUUUACUUUGGCAAUGUUUGCCUGAGAUUCUUGCCCGUUUUUGAUAUUGUUGUACACAAAUUUCUGGAAAUUCCUCAAGUAAGUAAAAGUUUAGAAAUUCUUUUAGACCAUUUGGGAUGUCUUUACAAAUUUCAUGAUCGUCCUGUUACGUACUUAUACAACACACUUCAUUAUUACGAAAACAAAUUGCGUGAUCGUCCGUUUUUGAAGCGACGUCUUGUCGCUGCUGUAUUAGGUUCAUUAAAAGAAAUAAGAGCACCAACAUGGGCUUUAUCCGAACAGUUUUUACAAUAUAUGGGGCGUGCCACCGAUGAAACCUUUACUUGGAUCCCGGAAUUAGAUUAUUAUAUUCGUUUAGUCAGAAGAAUGGUUGAAACAAUGGCAGGAACGCCGCAUUUCCCGUCUGUAGAUUGGAGAUUCAACGAAUUUCCUAAUCCUGCAGCCCACGUUCUUUAUGUUACAUGUGUUGAAUUAAUGGCAGUACCGGUCGCUCCAAAUCUUGUUGCUGACAAUCUUUUAGAUGUUGUUGCCAAAGGUUACACUGUUAUAGCUCCAAAAGAAAUUCACUUAUGGAUUAACUGCAUUGGGUUACUUAUGACUGCAUUGCCGGAAUGCUAUUGGUCUGCUUUUUACGAUCGUAUUGUUGAAACUGCGAGCAGUCCUGGUUUAGAAAAAUGGCAAUAUAAUAAUCUUACACCAUUCCAAAUAUUUAAUUUUGACAAUACGCACAAUUGCUUAAUGGAAAAUAAGUAUUCUUAUAUGUUGGCCAUCGCUCAUUCAAUAUGGCAUCAUGCUGGUGUUGGACAAAUAACUUCUAUGCCACAGCUCAUCAAAGAAAAACUUCAACCUGUUGUCACUAGCGAAGAGCAAUUGAUAUUUGCUUGCCACUUAAUUGGACCUACUUUGGCUCGUUUCAAUGUAGAACGACCACGUUGUAUAGUCGAACUAUCAGUGAGCUUGUACGAGAUGUUAGAACAGGUUGAUAGAACUCAAGCUACACUUAAAUACAUGGAUCCAGUUUGUGAUCUUCUUUAUCAUAUUAAAUACAUGUUUGUUGGAGAUAUGAUGAAAACUGAUGUUGAGUGUAUAAUUCGAAGACUAAGACCAGCCUUGCAAAUGAGGCUCAGGUUUAUUGCUCAUUUAAAUAUUGAUGAAAUUCAGUCAAAUUAA
This is a messenger RNA of Cotesia congregata, 4122 nucleotides long. The record is from the annotation of a GenBank genome assembly. NCBI's taxonomy places the organism in Eukaryota, Metazoa, Arthropoda, Insecta, Hymenoptera, Braconidae.